Molecule: messenger RNA, 1884 nt
Organism: Huiozyma naganishii CBS 8797
Lineage: Eukaryota; Fungi; Ascomycota; Saccharomycetes; Saccharomycetales; Saccharomycetaceae
Gene: PUF6
Product: Puf6p
Exons: 1
Coding region: 1-1884 (627 amino acids)
Biological process (GO): regulation of translation
Cellular component (GO): nucleolus
Molecular function (GO): mRNA binding
Source: RefSeq, a predicted model, not a curated record
AUGGCGCCUAGUGUUGUGAAGAAACGUUCUGCUGCGAGGGCUGAUGAACAGAUUGUGAAGAAACCGAGAAUUUCGCUCAAUUCCUCAGAGGAGGAGGAUAACUUGGACCUGAGCGAGAGCGAGGGUGCCGGUGCCGAGGCAAGCGCUGACGAGAGUGUGAGCGUCUCUGGUGAUGAAGGUGCAGCUGAUGCGCCCGCGGAGGGCAACGGGUCGUCUAACCAUGGGGAGCAAAGGAAGCUUCUGAAGGAGCGGAAGAUGCAGAGGAAGUCUGGGUCCGAGAUCCAGCAGAUCAAGUCGGUGUGGGAGCGGUUGAGGGUGAAGUCGCCGCCGAUUCCCAAACCCGUGCGGGAGAAAUUGUCCAACGAGAUUUGGGAACUGUCCAAGGACCGUAUUGCCGACCUUGUCCUAAAGCACGAUGCGUCGCGUAUAGUGCAGACACUCGUCAAGUACUCCACCAAGGAGCGCAGGGAACAGAUCGUCGAGGCGCUGAAGGGUAAAUUUUACGUCCUGGCGACGUCUUCUUACGGGAAGUACUUGCUCGUCAAGCUGCUGCAUUACGGGUCCAAGAAAUCUAGACAGUUGAUCGUCGACGAGUUACACGGCCACUUGAGGAAACUUAUGAGACACAAGGAGGGUGCGUACGUCGUCGAGGACCUGUUUGUGCUGUACGCGUCCCACGACCAGAGACAGCAGAUGAUCAAAGAGUUCUGGGGGUCCGAGUACGCCGUUUUCAGAGACGACCACAAGGACUUGACUAUUGAAAAUGUCUGCGAGAAGAGUGUCGAAAAAAGAAGUAUCAUCGCUAGGAACUUGAUUGGCACAAUCACUGCCUCCGUGGAGAAGGGUUCCACCGGGUUCCAAAUCUUGCACGCAGCCAUGAGAGAGUUUGUCAAAAUCGCGAACGGCAAAGAAAUCCUAGAGAUGGUCGACCUCUUGCACGAACAGUUUGCAGAACUCGUUCACACUCCUGAAGGUUCUGAAGUGGCGUGUACUUUGAUUGCCAAGUCGGGGGCCAAGGAGAGGAAACUCAUCUUGAAGGGGUUGAAGGACCACGGGGAGAAACUGAUCAAAAACGAAUACGGGAACUCUGUGUUUAUCACAUUGUUGUUGACGGUAGACGAUACUGUGCUUGUCUUUAAGACCUUCGGACCUUGCGUCAAGGAGUUCUUCACUGAAUUCAUCGUCGAUAAGUACGGAAGAAGACCGUUCCUUUACUUACUGAUGGGACUCAGCGGGAAAUAUUUUGCACCAAAUGUUAAGAAGGAACUAGAAAGGUACGUUGAAAUGUCCAAGGAGACGUCGAAGAAGGACUCGCUUGUCAGAAGGCACGAACUGCUAAAGAGGUGCGGGCCCUUGUUCAUCAGCAGCGUCAACAAGAACCACAAAGAUAUCUUGGAAGAAAACUUCGGGUGCCAGUUUGUCUCCGAGUUGCUGACCAGUGACGAGUUGUUCGACUUGUUAGACGACAAGGCCAAGGCACAGUUCCAAGACUUGAUGGACUCUAUUGCGGUCACUUUCAAAGGUGAUGUCACAGACGAGGACCACCCAAUACACAGACCGUUCUCAACGAGGCUGUUAAAGGCCAUGAUCCAGGGUGGGAAGUGGAACAACAAGGAGAAGAAGUUGGAACCUUUGACCAAAGUGAAGGGUCUUGGUGUUGCGUUUGCUACUAAGUUCUACGACGAAAUCAUCGAUUCUGCCAACAUACUGGCAUGGAUUAACAACAGCGACAGCUCAUUCACUAUUGUGGCUCUUUUCGAAACACUCAGAGCCCAGAAGGACGGCGAACAGUUCGUCAAAGAUUUGAAGUUUGUACAGAAACAGAUCGACGCUGCAGAGGACAACAAGGGCGCCCAAUUGCUAAUCAAAUUGUUGAAGAAUUGA